Oreochromis niloticus (Nile tilapia) is the source of this 2246-nucleotide messenger RNA. RefSeq names its product histamine receptor H2b (gene hrh2b). Gene Ontology annotation, molecular function: G protein-coupled receptor activity. Gene Ontology annotation, cellular component: plasma membrane. The record is from RefSeq and is a predicted model, not a curated record. Lineage: Eukaryota; Metazoa; Chordata; Actinopteri; Cichliformes; Cichlidae. Bases 363 to 1388 code for a protein of 341 amino acids. The transcript has 3 exons. Gene Ontology annotation, biological process: positive regulation of MAPK cascade; adenylate cyclase-activating adrenergic receptor signaling pathway.
GUGAGAGAGAGAGCAAGAGAGAGAGAGGGAUAAGUUUACACAGCCAGGCCUGAGGAAUCAGAAGUCCAUGUUCAAGGAAGAAGUGUUGGAUCUGACAGGUGUUUACGACAAACCACGUGAGGGUCAUGUUUACUUCAGAGGCUGUGGCAAUGUGAAACAAGAAAAGACUAUGAAGGGCUUUCCAUACAGAGAUAUACUUUUAAACCAGACUGCUGCUAUACACAUAGAUACCAUGGAAAAGACAGUCUGAGGGAACUGACAGCAGCUGAGAAACUUUGGAGAUAAGUGAAUGAGGCAUUUUCAAUAUUUACUACUGAGGUACCGGCAGCAGCACUGUUCCAGUGCCAGAGAAGGAGUGCAUCAUGAUUGCCACAGCACUGCGCUGGCUCAUCCUGGUUUUUUUUAUCAUUCUUACCAUUGGUGGUAACGUGCUGGUGUGUUUGGCUGUAGGAAUGAGCCGUCGACUAUGGAGAAUUGCUAACUGCUUCGUGGUUUCGCUGGCAGUGACAGAUCUCCUCCUUGGCCUACUGGUGCUUCCCUUGUCCGCCACUGUGGAGCUGCGCAGCGGGGAAUGGCCAUUUGGAGGAGUCCUGUGCAACAUCUACAUUUCAUUAGAUGUCAUGCUGUGCACAGCCUCCAUCCUGACCCUCCUGGCAAUCAGUGUGGACCGAUACCUUGCCAUUUCAGCACCCCUUAGCCACUCCCGGAGAGUUACACCACUAAGGGUGACACUGGCUAUCAUUGCCAUCUGGGCCAUGUCACUAGCUGUGUCUGUUCUGCCUAUACACUUGGGAUGGAACACACCAGACUACAGGGUUCAAAACUUAGACUGGGCCACGGGAGGAAAUGAGAAAGAGGGCUACUACUGUCAGUUUGGAUGGAAUAACAACUAUGUUCUUCUUUAUGCCUUUGGCUCAUUUUACCUGCCUCUGCUGGUUAUGUGUGGAAUGUAUCUUUGCAUAUUCAGGAUGGCACGAGAACAGGCAAGGCGAAUUCGUGCUACCAUGCCAUCAUUUGCACGUACAGCAACUGCAGUGGUAGCCCGAGAGCACAAAGCUACAGUGACCCUGGCUGCAGUACUCGGGGCUUUUGUCAUCUGUUGGUUCCCUUACUUCACCUACUUCACCUGGAUUGGAAUGAAGGAAAAAACAAACCCACCUAAUACACUUCACUCCGUAGUCCUGUGGUUGGGUUAUUUUAACUCUACCCUUAAUCCAAUCCUUUAUCCAGCCUUUAACAGGGAUUUCCGCAGAGCCUACGGAGAGCUGCUUCACUGCAAAAGAUUAUAUCGGAGAAAACUGCAUCUUAACGGUGUAAAUAAGCGAUUGACCUUUACUAAUGGACAAAGACUCUCUCAACAGUGUGAGGGACAGAUAGACAUACAUUAAAAAAACACAGAGGAGAAGAACCUCACGCUACAAAUGGGAAAUGGUAUUCCUGAUGAGCCAAGAUGAAAUGCUAUGGAUGUUGUCUCACCAAUAGACUCUAGAGUGGCAGCGAAAUAUUGCUUACUACUACUCACUUACUCAAAGUACCAGAUUAGCCAAUAAUUUACACUGUCGCUCAUUUGUAGAUAGUGCCAAAGUUUGUGCAAUUCCAGGCACAGUACAAUAAAUGUUACAUAAAAGUUUUAUUAAUGAUUAAUAACACUGUUAUUGGAAAAUAACAGAAAUCUUUACAUGUUUAUUUCAAGGUGCACAUUUUUCUUUGAUUAUAAUAGUGUUGAACUAAGAGAGAAGUAUUGAAAUGUAAGUUUUUUACAGUAGGCUUCAGUGUAGAAAAGUGGAUCUGAAUAGAAUAAAUAGAUGACUCAGUAAGCUUCCCAGAAAGCUCCACGGAGACAAGUGUAGUUAAAAGUUUGCAAGUUGUUUAUUUUUAAACCCUCCAGCCCUGCUAUUCAAAGUAAAUAAGUCACCAGCAAGUUCAUUUGAUAUGUACAAUAUGUGUAUGAACCCAAAAAGGACAAACAGAAGGACUUCCUGGACACUUUUACAGAUUAACUGCAGUUGAACAAGAUAUCCUUUUUUUUAAAUAAAUAAAUUAUCAGUUAAGCUAUGAUAAAGACCAGCUCUUUUCUAUUAUCCCAGUGGACAUGCGCUUCAUCAUUAUAGCUAUGCUGCCUUUAUGUAUUGUAAAUAGAUCAACAGCCAUUAUAACCAGAUGUGAAACUUGUGCACAGUGAUGAUAUAGACUACUGUGAAAGUCAAAUCUAAGUAAAUCUAAGCAAACUUUAUCAUUUUUGCUUA